Messenger RNA from Morus notabilis, 1470 nucleotides. Its product is annotated as aluminum-activated malate transporter 8. The transcript is spliced from 6 exons. Bases 1 to 1470 code for a protein of 489 amino acids. Gene Ontology annotation, biological process: malate transport. Lineage: Eukaryota; Viridiplantae; Streptophyta; Magnoliopsida; Rosales; Moraceae. Gene Ontology annotation, cellular component: plant-type vacuole membrane. The record is from RefSeq and is a predicted model, not a curated record.
AUGGAGAUUGAGUCAGCUGCUCAAGGGAAGUUGGGAGUUUUUGGCAGGUGCAAGGCCUUGCCAGGGAAGGCCAAGGACAAGAUUUUCGACGUUGGAAAGAGCGUAAAAAAGCUCGGAAAAGACGACCCCAGGAGAGUUAUUCACUCACUAAAAGUGGGGCUAGCUCUAACAUUGGUUUCUUUGUUGUACUUUUGGAGACCUCUUUAUGAUGGCUUUGGAAUGUCAGGAAUGUGGGCUGUACUAACUGUGGUGGUAGUCUUUGAAUUCAGUGUAGGUGCAACCCUUGGAAAAGGUCUAAAUAGAGGUUUUGCAACAUUACUGGCUGGUGCUCUAGGCGUCGGAGCUUUGCAUUUAUCGAGUCUUUUCGGAAAGGAAGGAGAGCCCGUUGUCCUUGGAAUCCUUGUCUUCCUACUAGCUGCAGCAGCUACAUUCACAAGAUUCUUCCCCAAGAUCAAGGCAAGAUAUGACUAUGGAGUCUUGAUAUUCAUAUUGACAUUCAGUAUGAUUUCGGUCUCUGGAUAUCGAGUCGAAGAGCUCCUAGAGAUGGCCCAUCAAAGGCUCUCCACAAUCUUAAUAGGUGGAACAACUUGCAUAUUUGUGUCCAUGUUUGUUUGUCCAGUUUGGGCUGGUCAAGAUCUUCACAACUUGAUUGCUUCCAAUAUAGAAAAACUUGCAAACUACCUAGAAGGUUUUGGAUGUGAAUAUUUUCAAGCUUCUGAGGAUAAAGACUGCAUUGAGGCCUUGAAAAACGACAAGUCGUUUCUAAAUGGCUAUAAAAGUGUCCUCAACACAAAAGGCACAGAAGAAUCUCUGGCAAAUUUUGCAAAGUGGGAACCAGGACAUGGUCGUUUUCUCUUUCGCCACCCAUGGAAGCAAUACUUGAAGAUUGGAGUCCUUGUUCGCCAAUGUGCUUACCAGAUUGAAGCUCUUAAUAGCCAUUUUACCUCUGAUAUCCAAGCACCAGUAGAAUUUAUAAGAGUGAUUGAAGAGUCAUGCACAAAAAUGAGUUCUGAAUCAGGGAAGGUCUUGAAAUCAUUAGCAUCAUCAAUCAAAGCAAUGAAGCAUCCAGAAUCUGCCAAUGAACACGUCGAAAACUCCAAGGCCGCGGUUAAGGACCUCAAAACCGCGCUUGAGGCCGCGGGAAUGGGGGAUUCUGACCUCCUGGCAAUCAUAUCAGCCGCAACAGUUGCUUCAAUAUUGGUUGAGAUUGUGGACUGCGUAGAGAAAAUAUCAGAAGCAGUUCACGAGCUUUCACAAAUGGCUCGUUUCAAGAAAGUUGAGAACACUGUCUCCCCGGAGACUAAACCGAAGCAGAUGUUGCUUCACCGGGGAAGCGUGAAGCCGGUUUUGGAUGGUGAUCAAAGACCUGAUCAUGUUACAAUCACAGUACUUGACACAGCUAGUAUUGAUUCCUUAGAAAAUGUUAAUGUGAAGCCUCAAGGGCCAAAGAAGCCAAUAGAGGAAGUGUAA